Messenger RNA from Aethina tumida (small hive beetle), 3366 nucleotides. RefSeq names its product hepatocyte nuclear factor 4-gamma (gene Hnf4). The transcript has 9 exons. Gene Ontology annotation, biological process: regulation of transcription by RNA polymerase II; cell differentiation; anatomical structure development. Lineage: Eukaryota; Metazoa; Arthropoda; Insecta; Coleoptera; Nitidulidae. The record is from RefSeq and is a predicted model, not a curated record. Gene Ontology annotation, molecular function: zinc ion binding; nuclear steroid receptor activity; nuclear receptor activity. The coding region runs from base 736 to 2157 and encodes 473 amino acids. Gene Ontology annotation, cellular component: nucleus.
UGCCACAAUUAUCGUUAUCAAAAUUCAGCCGUCAACUGUCCAUCAAAUGUUCAUCGAUCCAGAUCCAUCAACGUGCGGCCAAGGCAAUAAUAUUGUUCUAUAACAAUCCAUUAGCCAAGCGUCGACGGACUAUUUGUUUCCUCAUGACACAAUUGUCGAAUCAAUCACCUCCCAAGCCAAAUGGAUCAAACCGACCACUCGCAUUAUGUCUUCAGCUUAUUGUGCCGCAUCAUCUCGCCCAUUUGCUCCGUCAUUUCACCGCACACGAAAACGCCUCGGCCGCGUCUCGCGACGUCAGGUGGAGCGUCCACCAUCGGACGGGAUUCCCUGGACCUCUCUCCGCGCGACGGGCUAAGCGUGUCAGGCGCGCGAUCCCCCACGUAACGUGCGCGUCGCAGGGUCCGCCACGAGAGAGCCGGCUUCGAUAGCCGCACACACACACACAAUACGAUCGACGGUUGUCGCAUGCGGCGCAACACACGCUCGCCACAUUUUUAUUUACGCGCCGUCAACCGUUGACCGUCCGGUGACCCGGCACCACCGUCAAACAAAAACAAUCCCAGAUUUUUUUUUUUUUUGGUGGCUCACCCGUAACCUCGAAAUCGCGACACCGCGACGCGGCUCCGUCUCGAAGAACGAGUGCCGUUGUGACCGUCCGACGCGUUUCGCGCCACUUUACUUUCGAAGUGGUUCAGCUCGAUAAGGAGGGACGACUCAAAAAUUGAUCGCACUGAUAUGGGAUUAUUUGAAGUGGAUUCUGAGAUGUCUAUGGCGGCGAACAAUCCGCUUUCGGCAACGCUGAUCACCAACAAUCCCGGAAGCGUGGCUGCCAUCAGCCAGCACUGUGCCAUAUGUGGAGACCGGGCGACCGGAAAACACUACGGGGCAGCCUCCUGCGACGGCUGCAAGGGUUUCUUCAGGAGGUCCGUCAGGAAGAACCAUCUGUACACGUGCAGAUUUAACAGGAAUUGUGUGGUGGACAAAGAUAAGAGAAAUCAAUGUCGAUAUUGCAGAUUGAGGAAAUGCUUCAAAGCUGGCAUGAAAAAAGAAGCUGUGCAAAACGAAAGGGACAGAAUCAGUUGCAGAAGACCAAGUUACGAAGAGAACAACCAAAACAAUGGUCUGUCCGUUGGAUCCUUGCUGAACGCCGAAAUGUUGUCGAGACAAGUUGGUGCCGCAUUAGAGCAAAUGGGCCCAACGCCAGUAAAUGAUCACGACUUGUCGAAUAGACAGUUAGCCAAUAUUAAUGACGUAUGUGAUUCAAUGAAGCAACAAUUAUUAAUAUUAGUAGAAUGGGCUAAAUAUAUUCCUGCCUUCACGGAUCUCCAACUUGAUGACCAGGUGGCCUUAUUAAGGGCACACGCUGGCGAGCAUCUGUUACUUGGCCUGGCCAGGCGCUCCAUGCACCUCAAGGACGUGCUGCUGCUGGGAAACAAUUGCAUUAUCACGAAACAAUGCCCAGGACGGUUGUCCACCGUAGCUGCGAUGUUACCAGAUCAAAGAACUUUAUCACCAGAUUUGAGCAUCGCCCGAGUUGGUACCAGGAUCAUGGACGAGUUGGUGAAACCUAUGACAGAGGUGCAAAUCGACGAUACGGAGUUCGCAUGUCUUAAGGCCAUCGUGUUUUUCGAUCCAAACGCAAAAGGUUUGAGUGAACCUGCUCGUAUCAAGGCCCUGAGGUAUCAAAUUCAGAUCAACCUGGAAGACUACAUUAGUGAUCGACAAUAUGAGAGCAGAGGAAGAUUUGGCGAAUUGCUACUCACAUUGCCAGCACUUCAGUCCAUAACUUGCCAAAUGAUUGAACAAAUUCAAUUCGCUAAACUGUUUGGUAUGGCUCACAUUGACAGCUUGCUUCAGGAAAUGCUACUGGGAGAACCGUUUUUAGGAGCCAGCGGAGAAAAUAAUCCGGCUCUGGUGGUACCGGCCCAAGCCAACACCAACUACCACAGUACCAGUGAUUCGGCCGACAGUCCGAUCACAUCACCGACCACAACUCCCAGUAGUCCAACUGAUCAUUUGAUCAACGGUAACAUUAACAGUCCUCCAACAAGCGGAGCCACAACAGUGAUGAUCAUGAGCGAGAUCACCAACUUGGACGAUCCUCCAUACGCCAUGGACUUUAAACAGGAGCCUAUUCAUGAAGAACCUACUUAUUAGGUAUUAGCUUAGUAUAAAUUUGUUAUACUUGGUAUUAGGUUAAAAAACAUACAAAUACAACGGCCCCAGGUGGGCUAAACAAAUAAUUAAAAUAAGUUAUAGAGUAACAUAUUUUAUGUACCCAUGUAAAUAUUAUUCUUUUUCUACAAUAUAUAUACCGACAAUAUUUUUAUUGUUAAUUGUGAACAAUCAUAUUGAUUGACUUGAUAGAGCUAAUGUGAAUACAAUAUCUAUUCUAAUUGUAAAAUUCGGUUUAGGAAGUUGUAUUAUAGAUAUAGUUAUUGGGUUUAGGAGCAUAUUUUCAUAUACACAUCACAUUAUUUUAGCCUAUAAUUAUUACAUAUAAUAUAUAGUCUUCCAAGAAGGUGCUACAGAUAUUUUAUAUAAUGUUGUUGAUUCUUGUAUAGAGUGCUUAUGAUGGCUGUGAAUUUGAAUUGUUAAUGUUACUGAUGUAUAUUUUUAAGUAGACAGAUUUACUUUUUAUCAAACAAAAGAAAAUGGUACAGUAUACUUUUUAUAUUUUGAUAUUUAUAUUUAAAAAGACACCUUUGCUCAAUUGUUUUUCUGUAUAUUUAGCUAAAUGACAAAUCUUUAUAUUAUGUUAUUAAUUUAAGACAUUACUUUAGUUUAUGUAUGUUAAUUAAUUUGAGUUUAAUUUUAUUCUUUUAUUUUUAAAUUUCCUACAUGCUAAAAUAUGAAUACAACUGUUAAAAGCAAGUUUGUUUAAAUUGGUUUGAGUAAUUUAAUGAUUAGGUAUUGGUUACCGUUUGCCAAAUGACUAUUUUAAAGUUGUGUUUUUAUUAUAUUUGCUUUUGAUUAAUGGAAUCUGAAAACAUAUGUGUCAGAUUUACUCUGUAAUAUUUACAGGUUGUUUUGUAAUAUAAAUCUAUUAUGUUCUCAGGAUCCACUACUCAACUUUUUGUGAUAUAAAAAUUGUUGGUUGUUACAUAAUCAUCAUAUAUAUCAUAUUAAAGUAUGCCAAUAUUAGGUUAUAUUUUGCAUUGUUAAUUAAGAUAUAAUACAAUUUUGUUAUGUAAAUACAAGAUAUAUUAGAUAAAAUUAUAAAUUGGCAUUAUAUAAUGUAGAUAUUGUUGAUUUUUAGUUCUAAUUACAAAUGUAACUAACAUUUAGGUGAUGUUUUGUAAAAAGGCUGGAGGUGGCAAUAUUAUCUUUAUUUCUUUAGUACAUAUAAUUAUUUAAAACUGUUAA